Molecule: messenger RNA, 738 nt
Organism: Quercus lobata
Lineage: Eukaryota; Viridiplantae; Streptophyta; Magnoliopsida; Fagales; Fagaceae
Exons: 4
Coding region: 1-738 (245 amino acids)
Biological process (GO): DNA integration
Molecular function (GO): nucleic acid binding
Source: RefSeq, a predicted model, not a curated record
AUGGCUCGGGCACUUGGAGCUGGAAACAUUUUGCUAAAGAGCGAUUCACAACUAGUCAUAGGGCAACUUAAGGGAGAUUUUGAAAUCCCACGAGACCAAAAUGCUGAAGCCGAUGAAGUGGCCCGAAGCACAACAGCAGAUGAUAAAGGAAAGGACGGACAGUUACCACUAAAUCCUGAGGAAGCGAAGAAGAUCCAGAAACAGGUUGCCCAUUUCACGAUACUGAAUGACGAGUUUUACAAAAGAGGUUUCUCACAGCCUUACUUGAGGUGUGUUGAAGAGGAAAAGGCCAAGUAUGUCCUGGAAGAGGUGCAUGGAGGAGUUUGUGGCGACCACCUGGGAGCAAAAUUCCUCAUCCGAAAAAUCAUGAGGACAGGUUAUUUUUGGCCCUCAAUGCAGCAAGACGCACUAGAGUUCGUCAAGUGGUGCAACUAUUGCCAAAGGUUCGGGAUUCCAAGGAUGAUCAUUUCAAACAAUGGUCGUCAAUUUGACAGUCAAGGAUUCAAGUCGUUCUGCUCAAGUUUGGGCAUCAAGAACAAGUACUCAUCCCCCGGACAACCUCAGGCCAAUGGACAGACGGAAGUAACAAACGAAACCUUGCUCAAGAUCAUCAAGGCUCAGUUAGUAAGGGCAAAGGGAGCAUGGCCCAAAGAGUUACCAGGCGUCCUAGGGGCCUACAGGACGACAAUAUGGACCCCAACAGGAGAAACACCUUUCAACCUAACUUAUGGCACAUAA